CACAGGCAGCUCCACCGAGGCGGAGCAGAAAUGGAGAUGCAGUCGUAUUACGCCAAGCUCUUGGGGGAGCUGAACGAGCAACGCAAGAGGGACUUUUUCUGUGACUGCAGCAUCAUCGUGGAAGGGAGGACCUUCAAAGCCCACAGGAAUAUUUUGUUCGCCAACAGCGGCUACUUCCGGGCCCUGCUGAUUCACUACAUUCAAGACAGCGGGCGGCACAGCACCGCCUCUCUGGACAUCGUGACCUCGGAGGCCUUCUCCACCAUCUUGGAUUUCCUCUACUCUGGGAAGCUGGAUCUGUGCGGGGAGAACGUGAUCGAGGUGAUGUCCGCAGCGAGCUACCUGCAGAUGACCGACGUGGUCAACUUCUGCAAGACGUACAUCAGGUCGUCGCUGGAUAUCUGCCGGAAGAUAGAGAAAGAAGCGGCCGCGGCCGCCGCCAUGGCCGCCGCCUCGUCUCACCAGUCCGACGGCGAGAGCUCCGCUUUGGUCAGGGACGGUCCCUUCUCUGGCCCCAAGGGCCUUUGUCCCGUUUCCAUCUCCCCGUCCCCGGACGGGGAGGAGAUUUCCGACCGUCAGAGGGAUCCUCCGUGUGCCGACUAUGCCGGCGGCGGUCGGCCCCCGGACCCGGUGGCCGGAGACCCCCUCGGCUGCGGUCCCGCCGGCGCCCUCCCCGCUCCGUCCAUAGGGGUGGAACCCAAAGUCGAAUUGGACUCGGAAGGGGAAGGGGAGGGUGGGGAGCGGCUCCAGCUGCCGUACCCCGCCCCGCUGUCCCUGGAGCAGGUGGUGGAGGAGGGACUCCCCUCUGGCCAGGCGGUGGACGUGGCCUGCAAUAACUAUCACAUGAAACAGUUUCUGGAGGCCCUGCUGCGCCACGGGGCUGCCCCGAGGAAAGACGACGUGGCCCACCAGCUUUCCCGGGGCCCGGAGGACCCGGGGGUGGCCGUGAGCUCGGUGAUGGACGUCCAAACGGAUUGGUACGGAGAGGACGCAGGUGACGUGCUGGUGGUGCCCAUCAAGCUGCACAAGUGCCCGUUCUGUCCGUACACGGCCAAACAGAAGGGAAUCCUCAAACGGCACAUCCGCUCUCACACUGGGGAGAGGCCGUAUCCCUGUGAAACGUGCGGCAAGAGGUUCACACGCCAGGAGCACCUGCGGAGUCACGCCCUGAGCGUCCACCGCUCCAACCGGCCAAUCAUCUGCAAGGGCUGCCGCAGGACCUUCACCAGCAGCCUGUCGCCGGGCCUGCGGCGAUUCGGCUUGUGCGACAGCUGCACGUGCGUGACGACCACCCACGACGACUCGGCGCCCGUCAACCUCAGCCAGAUGGAAACCUCCUCAGAGAGUCAGGAGAAGGGCGACCCGGAUGGCGACUGGCCCAUCUACGUGGAGUCCGGGGAGGAGAACGACCCCGCCGCAGACGAUUCCGACGACAAACACCGCGGCCUCCGGGGCCUGUCGGACCGAGAUGCGCUCAUGUAGCGACCAGUUGGGGAGGGGACCGGGAAUAUUUCCGGUCUUCACAGGUCCGCUCCGGUUCGGAGCCACGCGUCGACCCAGUCGAAUGGGACCCUAAGAGACGGGGUUUUUAAAAUGGUUACAGAGCCCCGUUUAAGAUGGAGCCUACGUGGUAGGGGUUGGAUUUUUUCGGAUUCCCAAGUGGUUUUUAAUUCUUCCGUGAUGUGCACUAAAUUCCAGGGAGUUUAUACAGUGUGAACUGAGGCCAGCGUCCAGGGCUUCUUCUUUCCCGCUGUCAGCGCGAACCCUCAUUAUGAGGGGAAAACCUCCCAGCUUGUUCUCAGACCGUGACUCUUCCUGCUUCACUGCCACAGCCUCUAAUGUCAGAGAGAGACCACCUCCUUUCUCAUCACAGGGGGCAAGAGUAAAUUUCCGUCGCAGACUCAUCUGGGCCCUGCUAAUCCCGUUUCACCUUCUCAAUCUCAAAUUUCACUAGGGUGACAGUUUGGGGCAAACUGAUCUACAAGUUGGCAAAAAUCUGGAAGGAAAAUUUUAAAAAAUUGGACAGUUAGGCCUAUUUCAACAAGCAAGAGCUAUUGCUUACGGGCUCCACCUUAAGGCUAGCUCCUAGAAGGGGGCAAUGGAGUCUUUCAGUUUAUUUUAUGUGAGGCUGCCCUUCAGGCUUCAACUGGACCCGUUUCAGGCAUUGUGAUCUUGAAGCUUCUUGCGAUUUCUAAAUCACAUCGGAGUUAUCAAAAUGAGGCCGAGGGGGACCUGAUCGGCCCAGCUUCUCAAAGCUGCUCUCCCUGGUAGCUUAGCAAGCUGAAAGGGGGACUUCUUCAGAAAGCAUCUUUACGAUAGGCUAAGAAGAGAACUUGGGUAAGCCUCCAUAAGCAAGUUUUGUGUUCAAAAUCACCUCUAAACUCUCUUAAAAAGCUGGAGGAAAAUUGGGAUGAACUUCACUGGUCCCUCCCCUCCAUCUUGGAUUCUGUCCAUUAUUGUUAUGAAGGCAACUCAGUUCUGCUCCUAGAGGAAUCUUGGGCAGAAAAGCCCUGUCUCACUAUAUUUUGACAUCCUCUCUUACAUCUUAAUUCAAAACACCCAAGGCUCUUGCUUUUUUCUUUUUCUUUUUUUUACAGAAUUAGGGUUUUGGAAUAGGUUUCAAAUCGGUUUUGGAAAGUGAAGCUUAUUUUCUGCCCCUUCGAUCCAAAACAAAAGUGUAAGUUUUCUGGAGUUAGCCAGAGACCAUAAAGUUUCUGGGUAGAAAUAAAGCCAUCGAGGACUUACUGCACAGUGAGAAACACACCAACCUUUGACAACGGAAGAAAUUUGCAACUAAAAACAACCACAGCCAAGAAAUCCUUUUUCCCCCACACCCCUCUGCAAAACACAGACUUACCAACCGUUUUAAGAGAGAUCUUUCAAACGAGAGAAAAGUUAGAUGCAAAGCCGUUGGUUUAGCUGGGUGCUCUUCAUUGUUUUCUGGGUUGUCACAUCAGAUGUGUGCGAACAACUUUUCUACCUCAGUCCUACUUCUCCCCGUAAUAAAGUUACGAUCCCGGUUUGCGACACUUUGAUCCUUGAAUGGGGUAACUAGAACGCAAAAGUUGCAAGAUCAACUAGAAUGAGGGAAGUAUCCUAAGACAGGAAUGAUCGCUCCUUUUAAGUCGCGUUUUAUUCUUGGAGUGUCUUUCCCUCCGAUCGGAGCAUAAGGCCACGCCUCGAACAGACCCUUUCAUAAAUUGAGAAUAUCAAAAUGUGAGAGAAUGAGAGGUGACCUUUAGUACUUGCAAGUUUUGGGUGGUUGUUUUUUUUCCCCUCCCCCAGAUAAACGUCACUUCUGCAAUACUGUCUCAGACUGUUACGCCCCUGGCCGGGUUUUAUUUUCUUCUGCACACUAACUUCGGAACGACAGCCGUUUAGUAAUAACUCCUGGAUCACUGAGUCCUUUGCCCUUUCAGGAUAGUGGAAGCAUCUUUUAUCUGGGCUGUCAGAUAAUCAGCUUAAUUUGUCUACUUAUUUUAAGUCGCCGUCCAUGUAAUUGUAGUCUGUAUUCCAGAUCUUUCUGAUUGCUUUGGAUGUGUGGUUAAAUGGAGUUGGUGAUGUUUUUCUAUAAACGGUAGCCGUUAUGUCAGCACAGACCAUUAGUGAUUUAGAUAUCCUGGAUCUCGUCCCUUCUCUUCUGCCCAACCAGUCCGACUUCAUGGAGAGAUCUUCUCUAACUGCCGAUUUGGACUUGAGGAACAGAAGAGGAUUUUUGUCUGUGGGGAAAAACCGACAUGGGGCCCUGGGGUAGCUCUAGUCUCGGGGUGCAGGCUUCCCCAGGGAGGGUGGGAUAGGAAUGUAUAUAAUGAUUUUAGCUGUACUGUACUAUGAGAUAUUGUUGGGGUUCCUCCCUGUUUGAAGUGAAGGAGAGAUACCACUUUGGUGUAAAUAUUUUCGUGGCCGCCAGUAGCCAUUGGAUAUGGUGUCGACAGAUGGGCUUGAAGAUGUUUCCUGGUGGCUUUAGUUUCUCGUGGAUUAGUGUGGGGUUAUUACUCUGAUACACCGGCUAGUAAACUGACGAAAUGGCACAGAACUCCAGAGUUGGAAAGAUGCGCGGAAAGAAAGACGGCCUUCUUCAUUUGGAGCUCUAGUUUGGGUUUCGUGAGUCUCUCGUGUGUAGACAGCGGGAUGAUCCCUGUGAGGUCUUGUGUAACUUUGGGAUAAAGGAUUGGGAGAGGGGAGUGGAGGAGAAAAAUUCCCGUUACAUUCCGGUUCGAGAGUUAAUCGCUGAGACUGCAGCUUCCCUUUACGCGUCGUGACUUGCCUUGCACUUUUAUUUGUGGUCGAUCUACAGUCCAACCUUUUUUUGAGUACUAAAAGUUCUAGAAAAGGAUGCACUUUAUUUACUUGUGGCCAGAGAUGUGCUCAGUUGGUUUGUUUGCUUUUGAGGGAUAAUCUUUGUUUCAGGUUUUGUUGUUUUUCACCAAAAUCCGUCAUUCAUAGUCUGCAAAAAGUUCCCUACUCUCCAAAGGGAAGCCUUCAAAACAAAUGAUUUUUGGAAGUAAUAAAAUUCUGUACUUUUUGGGGUUGUUU
Ornithorhynchus anatinus (platypus) is the source of this 4536-nucleotide messenger RNA. RefSeq names its product zinc finger and BTB domain containing 8B (gene ZBTB8B). Bases 31 to 1482 code for a protein of 483 amino acids. NCBI's taxonomy places the organism in Eukaryota, Metazoa, Chordata, Mammalia, Monotremata, Ornithorhynchidae. Gene Ontology annotation, biological process: regulation of transcription by RNA polymerase II. Gene Ontology annotation, molecular function: RNA polymerase II cis-regulatory region sequence-specific DNA binding; DNA-binding transcription factor activity, RNA polymerase II-specific; protein binding. The transcript has 3 exons. The record is from RefSeq and is a predicted model, not a curated record.